CAGUCCCAUAUUAUUUAUCCAAAAAAAAGAAAUCACACAGAAGCCAAAAACCUUCCAUAUCCGCCAAAAAUGGCACCCGCUCAAACCACCACACCCAAGAAUGCACUGGUCUUCGUCCCAGCACCAGGAAUUGGUCAUCUUGUAUCAGUCAUGGAGUUUGCAAAACGUUUGCUUGAAAGAGAUGACAGUUUCUCCAUCACAAUGCUUCUUAUGUCCCCACCAUUUGCACAUGAUGUUACAACCUAUGUUGAGAAACUUAAUGCAGCUCACCCAGAAUUUCAAUUUCUUGGUCUGCCUUCUGUAACCCCACCACCCCUAGAAGAUGUUCUUGCUUGUCCUGAACAUUUUGUGUCAGUUUUCAUCGCUGAUCAUAAGAACCAUGUUAAGGAUAUGAUUGUCAACCAUGUUUUGUCCAACAAGUCAGUUAAACUUGCUGGUUUGGUUCUUGAUUUGUUUUGUACUGCCUUUGUUGAUGUUGCCAAAGACCUUGGUGUCCCUUCUUAUAUUUUCUUUGCUUCUGGUGCUGCUUUUCUUGGUUCCAUGCUUUACCUCCCUGAUAGAUUUGACAAGGGAGGAGUCACCUACAAACCAACCGAUCCUGACUCUAUUAUCCCUAGUUACAUCAACCCAGUUCCCUCCAGGGUGUUGCCAAGUUUGUUGUUCCAUGAUGGUGGGUAUUCAACUUUCGUAAGCCAUGCUAGGAAAUUCAAGGAGGCAAAGGGUAUCAUUGUCAAUACAUUUGCAGAGCUAGAAUCCCACGCUGUUAACUAUCUUAAUGGCGAGGCAGGUGUACCCCAUGUUUACACUGUGGGGCCAGUGGUUGAUCACAAGGGCAACAGUCCAGUAGCUGAUGGGAACCAACGUGAAGAGAUCAUGAACUGGCUCGACGCUCAGCCACAGAAAUCAGUGGUGUUUCUGUGCUUUGGAAGUCAAGGGAGCUUCGGUGUGCCUCAAUUGAAAGAGAUUGCACUUGGGCUUGAGCAAAGUGGCCAAAGGUUCUUGUGGUCUAUUAGGAGACCACCUUCUCAAGAAUCUUUGAACCCCGGUGAAGUUAAUGAUUUUAGUGAGCUUUUGCCCGAAGGGUUUCUGGGCAGGACAAAAAAUGUAGGGUUUAUUUGUGGGUGGGCUCCUCAAGUUGAAGUCUUAGCCCAUAAAGCCACAGGUGCGUUUGUGUCGCAUUGUGGAUGGAACUCAAUUUUGGAGAGUACUUGGUAUGGUGUGCCUGUUGUAACAUGGCCCUUGUAUGGUGAGCAACAAAUCAAUGCAUUCCAGUUGGUAAAGGACGCAGGAGUGGCAAUUGAAAUGAAAAUGGAUUACAGGAAGGAUGGCGGUGAGGUUGUGAAGGCAGACCAAGUAGCAAAAGCAGUGAAGGAUGUGAUUGAAGGUGCUAGUGACGUGAAAAGCAAGGUUAAAGCAAUGAGUGAAACUGGCAGGAAAGCACUGUUGGAGGGUGGAUCUUCAUAUGUGGCAUUUGAAACCUUGGUUGGUGUUUUGUCAGGAAACAAGGCUUGAAGAACUUGCACGCCAUGUUAAAAUCUGAGGUUGAUUCUGCACUUACGUACGUAUGUUACCUCUUGUCUUGGUUCUUUUGGGUGAUGAUGCUAGUGCUAUGCGUCAACCCUAUUAGAUUUGGUUUUGGUCAAUCUUCCUUUUUUUUUCUCUUUCUUUUUUGUCUAGGAUGAGUUCAUGGUUGGUCCCAAAUGCCUCCCCUCUUGUACUCUCAAUAGUCUACAAUAAAAUUAUCUCUUAAUUUAUCAAGAAA
This is a messenger RNA of Populus trichocarpa (black cottonwood), 1762 nucleotides long. Its product is annotated as anthocyanidin 3-O-glucosyltransferase 2. NCBI's taxonomy places the organism in Eukaryota, Viridiplantae, Streptophyta, Magnoliopsida, Malpighiales, Salicaceae. The record is from RefSeq and is a predicted model, not a curated record. Gene Ontology annotation, molecular function: UDP-glycosyltransferase activity. The transcript has a single exon. Bases 70 to 1512 code for a protein of 480 amino acids.